Molecule: messenger RNA, 1635 nt
Organism: Hevea brasiliensis (rubber tree)
Lineage: Eukaryota; Viridiplantae; Streptophyta; Magnoliopsida; Malpighiales; Euphorbiaceae
Exons: 2
Coding region: 1-1170 (389 amino acids)
Source: RefSeq, a predicted model, not a curated record
AUGCUUAAUUUCUCCGACUGGAUUACGCUACUCUUCAUACGGACCCACACCUCUUCCAAAAUUUUUCUGGCCAAUCACAUCUCUCAUCUGUUUCAUACUUGCCCUAGACACGUGUUGCUUUUACGCUCUUCUCUCUCUGUUCUGCUCAGCUUGCAUUAUCGCCUGAGCUCACCACUCCUUCAGAAAAGAUUGUUAAAAGCAGAGGCCAUCGAGAAACGGCAAAGAGAAAUGGAUGGUGGGGAUAGGUUGCGCAUGAUACGAUGCGCUGGAGGUACGCAAGAUAAGACUAAGACUAUAAUCAACCAAAUAAUGCUCAGAUUCAGGCCGAUUGCACCUAAACCGGCCAGAAGUGCUCCAGAUUCUGAUAUCUCUGGUUUGAACAACAAGAACCUAUUGCUUUCCAAGGGAAGAACCAGAAGAAAGUACGUUAGGGCUCGUAAGGACAACAGAUUGACCAAAAGAAACCAAAAAGUUUCAUCAUCAGAGGAAGGAAAUAAAGAAAACGAAAGAGACCGUGUAGGUUUUGACAAGGUCGUUACUCUGCAAUUGUUGCCGGAGAGAAGCGAUCAAUCAAAGACCUCGCCAGAAAGAGGAAGAUCUUGGUGCAAUGUCGAUCUCACAAAAAAGUUAUUUCAUGAUCCAGAGAACAAUAAUCAAGCGGCAUCCAUGCUGCUCAAGUUGAAGCAGCCGGUUAUCGACGGAGCAGAUCCGACGGUGGCGAUGGUUCCUGAAACUAAAAAGAAAGAGGUAGUGGAAUCGUGGGUGACAGUGGAGAGCGUGACAGACACAAACACUUGUAUGGAAGGUCGAGGGUUAGGGUGUACGGACAUUGAGAGAGUGAAGAAUCUGGAAGAGGACACGCGUCCAGGGUUUAUAUCGGACGGUUCAAACACAGUGCGAUGGGUGAAUGGGGCUUAUAAGAGGAUGGUGUCAGCGAUGGAGGAAGAACAGGAGGGGCUGUCCGUGGAAAUAAUGGUGUGGUUGGUGAAGAAAGAAAAGUUGGUUCCAUACAUGUACUCUUCUGCAUUUACGUGCUGGGUAAGAUUGCAGUACUCGUGGAAGGAGGAGAAUUGGUCGUCGCAGAUGGUGCCAUGUGAUCUGUGGCGAAUGGACUGCGGAGGCUUUGCAUGGAGACUGGACGUUCAAGCUGCUUUGGGUUUGGGCCGGUGAAAGAUUCACAAGAAGCAUCCACAUUAAACACCAACAAAUUAAAGCUAAAGCUAUCAGGUUUUCUGAAUAUUAUCCAUAGGAGACUUUUGCUCAAAUUCAAGGAGAAAGGGUUGAAAUUUGAAGUCUUCUAGAGUACAUGUAUUGGAUAAAGAUGCUUCUCAUGGCAAGAAGAUGAAGCUAAUAGGGAAUAACACCAUGAUAUUUGAGACCAUUAUGUUGGAGGUCUAAUUGGAAGUUGUGCAAAUUCCCAAGAGGGAAAUUUGAAAUCCAAAAAUAAGGGAUUCAAGACAAGGGUUGGACACUCCUGCUUGGAGACAAAAAUACAUUGCACAUUUUGUGGAAAAUUGGUAUGCUAUAUUAUUAUAAACAUUGCCUGUGUUCUAUCUCUGUACAUGAUCAUAUGCUUUGUAAUUUUUAUGUGCAGCAGCCGGCAGGACCUUCCAAUAAAAUUUUUAUUUUUGAGCA